CUAAACAUAGAGAUUGCCCGGCAAUUCCCGGUUUAGGAAGCCAAGGUCGCGGUUUAUUCACCGAGUUCUCCUUUCCCGUUUUUCCAAAAAUGGCUUCUCUCACUUUUCAAACUUUUAUCUCUCCUCCAUUUCUGUCUUCUCCUUCCUCUUUCACGAAGCUUCGUCAUCAACAUCUUCUUCCUUGCUCUUCAAUACGAGCAUCUUCAUCUUCGCAAUUGUCCCCUAAAGUUGUCGUUACCAGAGAACGUGGCAAGAAUGCCAAGCUCAUCAAUGCUUUGGAAAAAUAUGGCAUACACUGUCUGGAAUUUCCUCUUAUUGAACAUGCACAGGGCCCUGACUUAGACAAGCUUCCCUCAACAUUAAUUGACACUAAAUUUGACUGGAUCAUUAUCACUUCUCCCGAGGCAGGAUUAGUAUUUCUUGAUGCAUGGAGGGCUGCUGGAUCACCAAAUGUUAAAGUGGGAGUAGUUGGUGGUACAGCUACCGUGUUUGAGGAUGUGGUGCAGUCGUCAAAUUGCCUUGAAGUUGCAUUUGCACCAUCAAAAGCAACUGCUAAGGUUUUGGCAUCUGAACUUCCUAGGCAUGGAGAUGAAAAAUGCAGGGUCUUAUAUCCAGCAUCAGUAAAAGCUAGCAGUGAAAUUGAGGAUGGCCUUUCAUCUCGGGGAUUUGAUGUGACUAGGCUAAAUACCUAUACUACGGUAGCUGUUCAACAUGUUGAUCCUCUGCUAUUAGAAAAAGCCAUUGCUGCUCCUGUCAUUGCAGUUGCUUCCCCUUCUGCUGUUCGAGCUUGGGUGAAGUUUAUCCCUUCUGUGGGGAAGUGGAAUAAUGCAGUUGCUUGUAUUGGCGAGACAACUGGCUUGGCUGCAAAAAAUUUAGGCCUGGAAAAUAUCUACUAUCCUCUAAACCCUGGACUUGACGGAUGGGUUGAUAGCAUUAUUGAUGCCCUAAAGGCACAUGAUCAUAUCCACAAGGUAGUGCCAAGCUAAGGAGCCCUGCUAUAUAUCACGGCCAUUCUUAUCUAACAUCUUUCCAAGUUUCUUGCGAAUUUGCUACAUUAGAAGUAAAGAGCAGCCUUUACUCUGUCAUACAGUCAUACCUAGAUGAAAGCAUAUCUGGUUUCACUGGUUUGCCUCUGGCUGGGAAGUCAACUGAUGAAAUGGACAAGGCUUCCUGAUGGCUCGCCAGACUUGUUUUCUAUGUUACCUAGCACAAGAGGGCGGCGUGAUGUCAUUCAAGUUUUAGGCUUGUGCUAAAGGGCUUCUUCUCAAUCUUCACUUGUGAAUGCAUUCUACAUACCAAAAUGUACUAGUUAGUAAUUAUGUAUAGAAGUAGAAAAGGACUCACACUGCGUGGCUCAACUUGAAAUUGGUAAGUUUGUAUCAUAGUCAUUUCCCAAACUGAAAAUAUUCUACAAGUUACUAGUAAAUGUGAUUCAAACCAAAAAUUACGUAAGUGUCUUGUUUUGCGUAACAAAAAUGUAUUGAUUAGUGGGCAAUUAUUUUUUCUUGUAAAAACAAGGCAUUUACGUUAAUCUUUUUUGCCAA
Molecule: messenger RNA, 1544 nt
Organism: Chenopodium quinoa (quinoa)
Lineage: Eukaryota; Viridiplantae; Streptophyta; Magnoliopsida; Caryophyllales; Amaranthaceae
Product: uroporphyrinogen-III synthase, chloroplastic-like
Biological process (GO): uroporphyrinogen III biosynthetic process
Cellular component (GO): chloroplast
Molecular function (GO): uroporphyrinogen-III synthase activity
Source: RefSeq, a predicted model, not a curated record